Molecule: messenger RNA, 2642 nt
Organism: Plodia interpunctella (Indianmeal moth)
Lineage: Eukaryota; Metazoa; Arthropoda; Insecta; Lepidoptera; Pyralidae
Product: basic juvenile hormone-suppressible protein 2
Exons: 5
Coding region: 250-2547 (765 amino acids)
Source: RefSeq, a predicted model, not a curated record
AAAAUAAUUAAAUCGAUAAAUAAAAUUAAUUUUACUUUAUUUCAAAAACUAAGUAAAAAUAUAUAAUACGUAAAUAAUAUUAAGCAUCGAGCUUAUAUUUUUAUAAACAUACUGAUAGCGGAACACAACAUGCCGUAUCACAGGUAAAAGAAACGAUUAAUGAAAGAAAGCAUAAACAAAUGAUUUUGUAUAAAUAGUGGGUGAUGUGUGGUUUUAGCACAGUUCACCUCCCACCGGGCUGGCUUCAAGAUGAGGGUUUUGGUUGUUUUGGUUCUGGGCGUCGCGGCUCUGACCUCGGCCAGGCUGACGACGGAUCUCGACGACAAUCUACUUGGUUCUCUGGACGUUAAGAAAAGGCAAAUCUUAAUCCUAAAGUUGCUGAACCACAUCACGGAACCAUGCAUGUACAAGGAGAUUCUAGAUAUUGGCAAUAACUACAGAAUUGAAGAAAACGUCGACUUAUACACCAAAGUUGAUGUUGUGAAGACGUUCGUCCGCCAAGUGAAGCUUGGGUUGCUUCCUCGUGGGGAGAUCUUCACUCUUCAUAUCGACCGCCAGCUCAAGGAAGUAGUUUCCAUGUUCCACGUGCUCUUCUACGCCAAGGACUUUGCAACCUUCAUCAAGACAGCCUGCUGGAUGCGUAUUCAUUGCAAUGAAGGCAUGUUCGUCUAUGCUCUCCAAGUCGCCUGUAGACACCGUGAAGACUGCAAAGGCAUCAUUCUGCCUCCUCCAUAUGAAAUCUAUCCCUUCUUCUUCGUACGCGGUGACGUUAUCCAGAGAUCUUACUUGUUGAAAAUGAGGAGAGGUCUCCUUGAUGAGAAACUUUGUGACCUUUACGGCAUUAAGAAAACAGACAAGAAUGUCUAUAUAAUUGAUGAGAAUAUCUUCGACCGCCGCGUCAAUCUCAACAUAGAAGACAGACUCCGUUACUUUACUGAGGAUAUUGACCUUAACACUUACUACUAUUACUUCCACGUUGACUAUCCAUUCUGGAUGAAGGACGACUUGAUCAACACCAAGCUUAGGACGAGGCGUUUCGAACUGACACUGUACGUCUAUCAACAGAUUCUGGCCAGGUACUACUUGGAGCGUCUUUCUAACGGAUUGGGUGAUAUUAAGGUGUUGUCUUUAGACAAACCCAUAACAAAGGGAUACUGGCCGUGGUUGCUGUUACAUAACGGUGUUCAAAUGCCAAUGAGGACAAACAACUAUGUUGUUCUCCGUGACGACAACGUCAACCUUCUACGUUUGGUCGAAACUUACGAAGAACUCAUCAAGCAAGCUAUAGUCAAGGGCUUUAUCACCAUUAACGGAAUAAGGCUUGAACUGACUAAACCAGAAGACAUCGAAGUUCUUGGUAGACUCAUUUAUAGCAAGGUAGAGAAGACUACAGAUUUAACCACAUUGCAGGUUGAAGCGUACCGUUACCUUCUUGUUGUCUUGAAGGCUGUCUUGGGUCUCGACACCCUAUCUACUGACAAGUACUUCGUGGUCCCCACCGUCUUAGAUAUAUACCAAACUGCCCUACGUGAUCCCGUCUUCUAUCAACUUCAAAAACGUCUGAUUCUCUUUGUUCAACUCUUCAAACUCCGUCUGCCGAGCUACACCAAGGAGGAAUUAUACUUCCCAGGAGUUAAAGUCGACAAUGUUGUGGUUGACAAACUCGUCACCUACUUCGAUGACUACCUAAUGGACAUGACCAACGCCGUGACUCUUAAUGAAGAUGAAAUCAAGAAGACUACCUCUGACAUGAAGAUCUUGGUACGCAAACGUCGCCUUAAUCACAACCCCUUCAAGAUCACUUUGGAUGUCGUUUCUGACAAGACUGUUGAUGCCGUCGUAAGGAUCUUCCUGGGACCUAAAGAAGACGACCUUGGUCGUUUAAUUGAUCUCAACAACAACCGCCUGAACUUUGUUGAGCUGGACAGUUUCCUCUUCAAAUUGGUAACUGGUAAGAACACUAUUGUGAGGAACUCAAGGGAAAUGCACAACCUGGUCCAAGACCGUCUCAUGACUCGUGACCUCUGGAAGAGGAUUGACUCAAUAACUGACGUUAAGGAUAUCCUUAUCAAAGAGUUGAGGAACUACCACACAGGAUUCCCGUCUAGGCUGCUCCUUCCUAGGGGUCGCGUCGGUGGUAUGAGAAUGGUUCUGUACGUUUGCGUAACUCCAUUGAGAUUGGUCGACAAUGUUGAUCUGAACAUCUUAGAUGUUAACCGCAAAGACUUGAUGGUGGACUUCAGAUCAACGGUGUUGUUGGACAAGAUGCCUCUUGGUUUCCCUCUUGACCGUCAUAUUGAUGAGACUAGAUUCUUCACUCCCAACAUGAAGUUUGUUGACAUAAUGAUCUUCCACAAGAAGCAGAUGUGUGACAUGAGGACCCGGUGGGAACGUUACGUCCUCAGGAACUACAACAUGCUUGACAGGAACAUAAUGGUUGACAUGAACCAAGAUGUCUAUGGAGACAAUUUAUUGAACGUAGACCACGUGUUCGUUGACACUGACCUCAACACAAAGAUCAACCGCAAUUUGAACUUGGAUGUUUGAUUUGUGAAAACUGAAUAGGUAGCUGAUAAUAGAUUGUAACAUAACAAAUUGCACUCGAAAAAAUGUAAAAAAAUAAAUAGCAGAUUUUUUAAUUA